This is a messenger RNA of Ruditapes philippinarum (Manila clam), 1864 nucleotides long. RefSeq lists its product as uncharacterized. Gene Ontology annotation, cellular component: chromatin; nucleoplasm. The transcript is spliced from 2 exons. Gene Ontology annotation, molecular function: protein binding; zinc ion binding; ubiquitin-protein transferase activity. The coding region runs from base 128 to 1804 and encodes 558 amino acids. The record is from RefSeq and is a predicted model, not a curated record. Gene Ontology annotation, biological process: positive regulation of DNA-templated transcription. Lineage: Eukaryota; Metazoa; Mollusca; Bivalvia; Venerida; Veneridae.
AAAAGUUUAGGACACCGUGAUUGCGUAAUUUAACACCAACCGGCUUUAUACCUUUAUAUAAAUUGAUUAACAGUUGUAACGUUAGAUGUAACCAGGAAGUUAACUAUAGAAUAUUUGCGAAUUCAAAAUGGCGACUAGUUGUUCUGGAUCAGAUGAAUUUAUCAAUUUUAAAUGUUGUUUAUGUGAAAAGAAAAAUAUAACAAAGGAGGCGGAUACUUAUUGUGUGGAAUGUCAGGAUUACUAUUGUUCACCAUGUACUGACUUGCACAAAAUGUUUCCUUCUGCUAUAGGGGAACAUCAUUUUAUAGACAAGUCAAGUUUCAACACAGCUGACUUACAAAAAUCGUUGCCAAGUUUUCCAGUUGAAAAAUGUGAAGCUCAUAAAACCAAGUUACUGGAUAUGUAUUGUGCAGAUCACGAUGAUAUCGCUUGUGCGACCUGCAUAGCCAUUAAACACAGAACAUGUCAAAAUAUACACUCGGUACCAGAUGAAAUUGAUACCUUGUAUCAGAAGACUGAGGUUGAGGAUAUACAACAAAAGCUGCUUCGUAUUAAAACUAAAAUGGAAGACACAGAAAAAGCAAAGAAACUUCUUAUCAAAGAGCUUAAUGCCCAGAAGGAGAAGGCAACAGAGUCAAUAAGACAAUUCAGGAGAGAAUUGGAAGAAAUACUGGACACACUAGAAAUGGCAACAAUAACAACCCUAGAGGAAAAGUAUAAAAAUGCCACAGAGAAGUUAGAAAUCGACAUCAAUAAACUACAGAAACAUUUUGAUGUACUCAAACGAUCAUCACAUAAACUAACAAAGUCAGCUGGAAAUAAAGCACAAGAGUUUGUUGCUUUGAAAAAUUCUCGGAAACAUAUCAAUGAAGCUAAUGAAGCAGAAGCAGCGUCAGUGACAAAUUCAUCAGGUGUUAAAGUUGAAUUCAAUGCUGAUUUGACAAUGAUAAAUGCUUUGAAAGACUUCAAGACAUUUGGAUUUGUUUCAGUAAGUGAAUCUGAAAAUAUGAGGGACAAAUUGUAUGAUGUAAAAAGCAAGAAACUGGUUAAUAUCAAACAUGAAAAUGAUAGGAGGACAUGCAGUGUUUACGGUUCAUGCUUCACGGAUGAUGGACUAUUAUUUCUAGCUGACUAUAGCAACAAAGCAUUAAAGCUUAUUGAUUUGUCCUCGGAAUCAAUAAAAGAUCGUCUAGAUCUUUAUGCAUCUCCACUAAAUAUUUGUCAAAUAGGCAAAAACGAAAUUGCAGUAAGUUUGAUAAAUCAAACUAUUCAAUUUGUUUCAAAGGGAAACAAACUGAACGCCAUCAAACAACAGAAGGUAGAUCAUUUUUGCCACGGACUGGCCUGCAGAGACGAUAAAUUGUUUAUCUCAGAUCAAAGUACCACAGUUUACAUUUAUGAUAUUAACGGCAGCAUGAUACGUAAAAUUUCAACUGAUAAACAAGGCGAUGCAAUCUUCAGUAGCAACAGCGAAAUCAGUGUUAGCAGUGUUGGCAGGAUGAUUUAUGUGGCUGAUCAUUGGAAAGGUCUGAUUGUCCUUGACCUUGAGGGAAACUACAAGACAACAAUUACUGAUCCUGAUUUUGUUUACUUACAGGGAGUUUGUACGGAUAAACGAGGAAAUAUAUUUGUGUGUGGAUGGGGGAAGUCAAAAAUUGUUCAGAUCAAUGAAAAUUCUGGUACAAAAAUGGGAGUUAUAGGUGAUGUUUGUAAAAGCAGGUCUGUUAGCUUUAAUUCACAACAGAACAGACUGGUUGUAACCAUUGAUAACAGUGAUAAAAUAGAGGUGUAUUACUUAGCAUGAGUCAAAUAAACUUAAAUCAAAAUGAUGUCAAACGUAAACCCUAUUACUUAUUAAAGGUCC